This is a messenger RNA of Salvia miltiorrhiza (redroot sage), 1828 nucleotides long. RefSeq names its product dihydrolipoyllysine-residue acetyltransferase component 4 of pyruvate dehydrogenase complex, chloroplastic. The record is from RefSeq and is a predicted model, not a curated record. Bases 225 to 1616 code for a protein of 463 amino acids. The transcript has 6 exons. Lineage: Eukaryota; Viridiplantae; Streptophyta; Magnoliopsida; Lamiales; Lamiaceae. Gene Ontology annotation, biological process: pyruvate decarboxylation to acetyl-CoA. Gene Ontology annotation, molecular function: dihydrolipoyllysine-residue acetyltransferase activity. Gene Ontology annotation, cellular component: chloroplast thylakoid; chloroplast envelope; pyruvate dehydrogenase complex.
AACCUCAUAAAUUACAAUUUAGCGUUGGAUCAAUACAUUAAUGCAUUCUUUAUGGAAAUACAAAUUAUUUUGUCACAUAGAAUAUGUGAAAAUCACACACAGUGGCAGGCGAUCUACUCAAAGCUAACUCAAACAAAUUCUCCCUCGUCUUCUCCGCCCCUUCUCCCUACUACCAACACUUCCACGGCUGCUACCGCUACUCACUACCGUUCACAUCCGCCGCAAUGGCUUCCCUCUCUUUCUCCUCCGCCGUAUCCUCCUCCACUCCCUUCCUCCGCCCUUCCGCGUUCCUCCUCAGACCCCGCUCCACCCGCCUCCCCCUCGUCCGUGCCAAGAUCCGCGAGAUCUUCAUGCCCGCCCUCAGCUCCACAAUGACCGAGGGGAAAAUCGUCAGCUGGGUCAAAUCCGAAGGCGAUGUCCUCUCCAAGGGGGAAGCCGUCGUCGUCGUCGAAUCCGACAAGGCCGACAUGGAUGUCGAGACCUUCUACGAUGGAAUUCUGGCCGCAAUCGUCGUCAACGAAGGUGAGACGGCUCCCGUCGGCGCCGCGAUUGGGAUUCUAGCAGAGACUGAGGGCGAAAUCGCCGAAGCCAAGGCUAAAGCCGCCGCCCAAUCGUCGUCGGCGCCCGCUGCGCCGCCGCCUGAGGUCGAGAAGCCGGCUCCUGUUGCUCCGAAAGCUGAAGCUCCAGCUCCGGUGGCCGCCGCCUCUCCUGCGACGCCCGGGAAGGUAGUGGCGACGCCGUUUGCGAAGAAAUUGGCGAAGCAGCAUAAGGUGGAUAUCAGUGAAUUGGUUGGGACAGGGCCGUUCGGUAGGGUUACGCCGGAGGAUGUGGAGAAAGCGGCUGGAAUCACGCCUGCUCCAAAGGCCAAUGUGGUAGUGGCUGCGGCGCCUGCAGCUCUGGCGGCAUCUCCGCCUAAGGCUCCAGCAAGUUAUCCUGAUAUCCCAGGGUCGAAAAUAGUGCCGUUUACCACAAUGCAGGCUGCAGUAUCGAGGAAUAUGCUCGAGAGUCUUGCCGUGCCGACUUUUAGAGUUGGUUAUCCGAUUGCAACGGACGCGCUCGAUGCUCUGUAUAAGAAGGUGAAGUCGAAGGGUGUUACCAUGACUGCCUUGUUAGCAAAAGCUGCAGCAAUGGCAUUGGUUCAACAUCCGGUGGUUAAUGCUACAUGUAAAGAUGGGAAAAGUUUUACUUACAACAGCAAUGUAAAUAUCGCUGUGGCUGUGGCAAUGGAUGAUGGACUGAUCACACCCGUGCUUCAAGAUGCUGAUAAGUUGGAUCUAUAUCUGUUGUCCAAGAAGUGGAAGGAGCUUGUCGAAAAGGCACGAGCGAAGCAACUACAGCCCCAAGAAUACAAUUCAGGAACUUUCACAUUGUCUAAUCUGGGCAUGUUUGGAGUGGAUAGAUUCGAUGCUAUACUUCCUCCUGGACAGGGAGCUAUAAUGGCCGUGGGAGCAUCAAAGCCUACUGUCGUAGCUGACAAAGAAGGAUUCUUCACCGUUAAAAACCAGAUGCUGGUGAAUGUUACAGCUGACCACAGAAUCAUCUACGGUGCCGACUUGGCUGCAUUCCUCCAAACAUUCACGAAAAUCGUCCAGAACCCAGAGAGCUUGACAAUGUAGACGAAAGAUGGUCGGUCAGAAGUCUUAAGAGGCAUGAAAUUGAAUAAAAUGCAGCCAAUCGAGGAGUGUCUUAUUUGAUUCUUUGCCUCUGAUAUUAUACUGUUGCGAACAAAAUUAUGCUAGGCAUUUUUGAAUUGUCUGUUUGAGGAGGAUGAUCAUCAUUUUUCCCCUGUUUUUUUUCUUUUAUAAUGAAGUUGGCUUUUUUAUUUUUA